Messenger RNA from Cygnus olor (mute swan), 9327 nucleotides. RefSeq names its product signal peptide, CUB domain and EGF like domain containing 1 (gene SCUBE1). Gene Ontology annotation, biological process: signal transduction. The transcript has 24 exons. Lineage: Eukaryota; Metazoa; Chordata; Aves; Anseriformes; Anatidae. The coding region runs from base 101 to 3268 and encodes 1055 amino acids. The record is from RefSeq and is a predicted model, not a curated record. Gene Ontology annotation, molecular function: calcium ion binding. Gene Ontology annotation, cellular component: cell surface.
AUCGGCGGGGCGCUGCCAGGGCGUCAGCGCCGGCGGCCGGCCCCGAGCGCGUCCCGCACGGCGCAGGCAGGCACCGGGGGUCGGAGCUCGCAGCGGUAGCAUGGGCGCUGCCGGCUUUCCGUGGCUCUGCUGUUUGCUUCUCGCCCUCGCCUGGGCCGGCAGGUUGACGGGAGGCAGCGGGGGUGCAGAUGUUGACGAGUGCGCAGAAGCUACAGAUGACUGUCACAUCGAUGCGAUAUGCCAAAACACACCAAAAUCCUACAGAUGCAUCUGCAAGCCAGGCUAUAAAGGCGAAGGGAAACAAUGUGAAGAUAUUGAUGAGUGUGAAAAUGACUUCUACAAUGGGGGCUGCGUCCAUGAGUGCAUCAACAUUCCAGGCAACUACAGAUGUACCUGCUACGAUGGGUUCAUGUUAGCCCAUGAUGGCCACAACUGUCUUGAUGUCAAUGAGUGUCAGGAUAACAAUGGAGGGUGCCAGCAGAUAUGUGUAAAUACUAUGGGCAGCUACGAAUGUCAGUGCAAAGAAGGCUUUUUUCUGAGUGAUAACCAGCACACCUGUAUUCAUCGCUCCAUUGAGGGUAUGAACUGUAUGAACAAAGAUCACGGGUGUGCACACAUCUGCCGGGAGACACCCAAAGGUGGGGUUGCCUGUGAAUGUAGGCCUGGCUUUGAACUUGCCAAAAACCAGAAGGACUGCAAAUUAACCUGUAACUAUGGGAAUGGAGGCUGCCAACACACCUGUGAUGACACUGAUACUGGUCCUGUGUGUGGUUGUCAUCAGAAGUAUGCCCUACAUUCAGAUGGCCGAACCUGCAUUGAGAAGGAUGAGGCUGCAAUUGAGAGUUCUGAGUACAAUGCCACGUCAGUAGCUGAUGUGGACAAGCGGGUGAAACGGCGGCUACUUAUGGAAACAUGUGCUGUCAAUAAUGGAGGCUGUGAUCGGACUUGCAAGGAUACCGCAACAGGGGUACGAUGCAGUUGCCCAGUUGGAUUUACGCUGCAGCCUGAUGGGAAAACGUGCAAAGAUAUUGAUGAAUGCUUGGUAAACAAUGGUGGCUGUGACCAUUUCUGCCGAAACACGGUUGGCAGCUUUGAAUGCAGCUGCCGGAAAGGCUAUAAACUGCUCACAGAUGAACGGACCUGUCAAGAUAUAGAUGAGUGUUCCUUUGAAAGGACCUGUGAUCACACCUGCAUCAACUACCCUGGAAGCUUUGAAUGUCUCUGCCAUAAAGGCUACACUUUGUACGGGCUGACACACUGUGGAGAUAUCGAUGAAUGCAGCAUCAGCAAUGGCAGCUGUGACUAUGCAUGUCUGAAUACAAUGGGGAGCUAUGAGUGUGUCUGUCCACCUGGAAAGAAACUGCACUGGAAUAAAAAAGACUGCAUUGAGAUGGUUAAAUGUCUCCCGAAUGCCAAACCUGCUCCCAAGGCUCAGCUAGUGUGUAGUAAAACAGGAGGAAUAGAGAGCUGCUUCCUGUCAUGCCCAUCCAAUACUCUUUUUGUUCCAGAUUCGGAGAACAGCUACACGCUGAGCUGUGGUGUUCCUGUCCAGCAAGGCAAGGCUCAACAGAAACGCAAUGCCACCCUUCCCAGCUGUGCAGAUUCCUUAGCCCCUCCAAUCAAGCAGAAAGCUCGUUUUAAAAUUAAAGAUGCAAAGUGCCACUUACGGCCUCGCAGCAAAGAAAAAACAAAAGAUACUGGGAAGCAAGCUGUUUUAGGAGGUCAAUUCCCUUGUACAGACAACUGCCAUGUGACCUUUGUGAAUCUCAAGUGUGAUUCCUCCAAGAAAAAGCGCCGGGGCCGCAAGUCACCGUCAAAAGAAGUGUCCCAUAUCACUGCAGAGUUUGAAGUGGAGAUGAAGUCGGAAGAAGUCUCAGACACCUGUAACAUUGACUGUGUUCGGAAAAGGAUGGAGCAGAAGCUGCAAACUGCAAUCAAAACAUUGAGGAAAUCUAUUAAUAAACAGCAAUUUUACAUUCAGUUUUCUGGGACAGAAUAUGAAGUGGCUCAGAAGCCAGCUAAAGCUACUGAAGGGCACGAAGCUUGCAGUACAGGGCAAGUGGUGCAGGAUGGAAAAUGCGUUACCUGCAGCACGGGCACCUUUUAUAGCGGAGAACAUAAUCAGUGCGUUCCUUGCUCACCAGGAACAUACCAAGACACAGAAGGUCAACUAACCUGUGAGCCUUGCCCAAGUAACGAUGGACAGGGAGUAGCAGGCGCCCGGAAUGUGUCAGAAUGUGGAGGCCAGUGUUCUCCUGGACGCUAUUCUUCAGAUGGUUUUAAACCUUGUAGAAUAUGUCCUCUUGGUACAUAUCAGCCUGAACCAGGAAGAACCCUCUGCUUUCCUUGUGGUGGAGGGCUUGUGACCAAGUAUGAAGGUGCUGCUUCCUUUCAAGACUGUGAAACCAAAGUUCAUUGUUCUCCUGGACACUACUACAACUCCACAACACACAGAUGUAUCCGAUGCCCUAUAGGAACAUACCAGCCCGAGUUUGGCCAAAAUUACUGCAUCACCUGCCCUGGGAAUACAAGUACAGAUUUUGAUGGCUCCACUAACGUUACACACUGCAAAAACCAGCACUGUGGAGGAGAACUUGGUGAUUAUACUGGCUAUAUUGAAUCACCCAACUAUCCUGGAGACUACCCAGCUAAUGUUGAAUGCAUUUGGAAUAUAAAUCCACCCCCAAAGAGAAGAAUACUCAUCGUAGUACCUGAGAUAUUUCUUCCAAUUGAAGAUGAAUGUGGUGAUGUUUUAGUAAUGAGAAAAAGUGUUCAUGGAAGAUCAGCUGCUAAUGUUACCGUUGAAAAACUGAUUGCAGUUCCAGAGCUACACUUGGAUCCACUUACUUGCACUGUAAGAAUGGACUCAACCGCAAUAUUAUCUUCUCCUACUUCAAUUACUACAUAUGAAACAUGUCAGACUUAUGAGAGACCUAUUGCAUUUACUUCAAGAUCAAGGAAGCUAUGGAUUCAGUUCAAGUCAAAUGAAGGAAACAGUGGCAAAGGAUUUCAAGUCCCCUAUGUCACUUACGAUGAGGAUUACCAACAACUAAUAGAAGAUAUUGUUCGAGAUGGACGAUUAUAUGCAUCAGAAAAUCAUCAAGAAAUUCUAAAGGACAAGAAACUGAUUAAAGCUCUCUUUGAUGUACUGGCACAUCCACAAAACUAUUUCAAGUACACAGCACAAGAGUCAAAAGAGAUGUUUCCAAGAUCAUUUAUAAAGCUACUGCGAUCAAAAGUUUCCAGAUUUCUACGACCAUACAAAUAGUGGUAUUCAGUUUGGGGUUAUUUUGCAUUCUUGUUGAAUAUUGUCUCUCCUCCAUAGUAGAAACAUUUGGUAAUUUGAAGGCUCUUUUUUGCAGUCUUUAUUUUCAGUUGUAUAUUGAAGAAUACCUACAAUGUUUUAUAAUCAUUAACAGCCAAUGUUCUAAAUGGAAUUUUUACUACAAAAAAAAAAUGUGGAUCCCUGAGCGCAUCUAAGUUGAAGAUAAAAUUUGUGUCUGCACUAGUGUAUCUUCAGUUUCCAUUCAAAACUACAUUAUGUAGAAAAUAUUCUUUCUAUUUUUUUAUUUUUCAUUCAAAAGUAGUUUUCUGCAAAGCAAAUAAGGCAUCUAUUCAAAUCUGAUUAAACUACCUGCCGAUAAGUUCUGUUGUAGAAAGGAGUAUGUAGUAUAAAUAAUACUUGGAUUUUGAAUUGCACUUGAAGUUUAUAUUUGAAUCUUUAGAAGAAAACAAAACAAUCUAAAUUUCAUUAUUUCUCAUUUGUGGCUUAGUGGAACCUCUGUCCAAGUAGAAAUCAAAAGGGAAGGAAAAAAGAAAAAAAAAAAAGAAACAUGUUUAGUUUUGUUUUAUGAAUUAAGUACGAUUGAGUCCCAUAUCCUAACGUUUUUGUCUGUACUCUUCUAAACUUUUUCAGAGGUUUUCCAGCUGUCUGCAAUAGCGUUGAAAUGGAUUGAGCUAAUGAAUUCUAUACAACAGUCGGUCCCUUUGGAGGCAGUUAAAAUAGGAUAGAUGAGAAAUGAACAACAGCAACAAAAGUAGUGUUCUGUUUUUCUUUCCCUUAAUAGAGCAUCUAAUUAAGUACAAUAUAUAAACAUAUAAAUAUAUAGUUCUAUUUGUGGGUACAUUAGUAAUGUUAUCUUUAGUUACUGUAAAUAUUAUUCAUGCUUAAAUCUUUACUCCCACACACACUAUUUACUCGUAUCUAUCUGUAACUUUGCUUAGACGAUUAAAUGACUUCUCCAAGUGCUUGUCACUUCUGUUAACACCAAACUGAAGCCUUUUAGAGUUUUAUAACACAGGAUAAUGGUUUACUUUGGGGCAUUCUCUUUUAACGUAUUAUUCCAAGAAAAUUAACAUCUGUUUAGACGCAACUGCUGUGCAGUAAAGGGUCAGUUAUUACCUCUUUCUUCGGCACCCCUCAUACCCAGAGGAGCAGAGUUACCCCUGAGGACAGCAUACCUGCGAGGAGCUUACUAAGGAGGAAAUGUCAGAUCUGCCAGCUCAAAAAUGCUGGAACAUACCUCUGCCGCAGGCCCAAGCUCCAAGGGGGCAGUGGGGGGACAAAGUUUUGAACCCCAGUUAGAUGAGUUGGAGGUCAGGCCCUGCAGGCAUCAGAGACCCAACGCUCCCUUUUAUCACAAAUUUGCAGCCACAGUCCUCGGCAAACAUGAGGACUGUACAGUCUGCAAGAUAGCAUUAGCCUUGUGGUCAGGCCUUCCUCACAGAGUGACAGGUGCCUGGGGGCUAAGACGAUGAUAAAUCCUGUUUCCUCCUGUUUCCUGACACAGAAGCUAAUUUCAGUGGGGGAGUAGCCUCUUUAUCUUCAAGUCCCUUCCUCUUUUGUAUAAUUUUCUUUUCUGAUCCUACAAGUUUAUGACAUGCAUAAAUUAACUAUCAUGCCAACAUCCUUUCAGAAAAAGACUAUUAUAACUGUUGUUUGUUUUUUUUUUUAUCUCUACCCUGUCAUUUAAAUUACCCUUGGAUGCUCUCAAAGACAUACAUUAAGUGUUGUUACGGUUAACUUUUGUCUUCGAGCAAGUGCUGUUUAAGUUUACAAAGUUGUUUUCUGUUGGCUACAACUGGUUGAAUACGCCAUUUCUAAGAGAUACCUUAAAUACUUUGUUGAUUUUUUCUACUUGGCCAUCUUGUAUUUUUGCUUGCCUUCUUUCCUUUUCUGUUGAAGAAGAUUUUUUUUUCUUUUCUGUGCCUAAAUGGUUUCAAAUUAGUCUAGCAACUCAGUUUUUUCACUUGUGGAUCUGCAGUCUUUGAAGAGCUUUGCCUUUAAUCUCUAUAUAUUUAUAUAUUAACCCUUGCUUCCAAACGUAACAGCUCCAUACAGAUUAUGUUUUAAAGGCUGUUAAGCUUUCUCUUUAGAUCAGGGCUGAAAGUAACUGCCCUGAAAGGUCCAUAAACCACUGGCAGCACUGUGACAUUUUCCAGGUUCUUAGCUGCAUGAGAAGUCCAGUGCCACACAGCAACUACAACACAGGCUUGUCCUGGUUGUGGCCACUGUUACUGGGACCUUGGUACAGCUGUGAGAGGUGAAUAUAGAAAGAACUAGCCUUGUUUUGUUCUGAUACAACUCACCCUCAAUUACAACCACAUUGGACAAAAACUCUGUUUUGUCUAAUUCAUUCUGACAGACAACUUCAGAUGUGUGUGUUAGCCCAUGCUCCCUGGAGCCACAUGAGGGCAUGGACUCCACAGUCAGGACAGAGCACUCAGUGACUUCUGUAGCAAAUGCAGAAUUUGUGUUGCUGAGAACAGUGAAAGAGACUAAUUUAGCCUUCAAAAUUAUACAGUUAAAUGCUUCUGAAUACAUAGGAGUUUCACGAGCCACUGCAUGCAGCUUAGCAUAGAAAUGCCACUGAAUAUGCAAAUUUCUUGUGAAAAAAAUACUGGCAAGUGGUAUAUAGGAUCUUCUGAACCAAUUUCAGCUGAUUUUUAUGACAGCACAUAAUUUUUACAUGAGCUCUGAAAGUAAAAAAUGCUUUGACAAACCUUAUCCAAGAACAUCUUAACAGUUUCAGAAGGACAUAAGGAUUUUUCAUACUAGAUUUACAGUUACAGAAAUUGGCAUUCACCAAAGAGAAGGUGAGCUGAGCUCUUCAUUUGUUAACGUAGCAUAGGGUGUUUUUACUGUAAGAAGUUAGAGAGCAUAUUGUUACUGUAUUAUAACAGCAUAACAACAAGGAAUGUCAUUUUCUAUGGAAAAGAUUUAGAUAAAUUUAGAAAUCAGAAAACAUACAAGGUGAAAUACUGCCUUCUUUAAGAAAACUAGCUUCAUGAAAUGAAUUGACAUAUGGCAGAAAUUUUUGGCUUUUACCCUAGAUGUGAAAUAGUGCAUUUAAGCAUAUUCAAUAAAUACCUCCCUCUAUCUAUUGUUGCAGAAUUUCACAUUGUGUCCAGAAUAGGUUCAACAACACAUUUGUGUUACUCUGGGAAGGCUGAAGGGGUGUCCAUUGGUGAUCACCCAAUUCUGCAUCACAAACAAGCCAAGCUUUUUAUUUUCAAUUUGCAAAUGCCUAUAUCCUUAAAAGCUGCACCUGUAGCACUUAACAUUUUAAAUCUCUCCUCCUGCUUUAAAUACUGCACUUAUUCUUAGCAAGGUGGUGGUGAAUCAUCCCUAAGCAUUCUCAUGUGCCACCAAAUAACAGCCUGCACACCUGCUGCAAUCCAGGAGAUUGCAACAGUCAGAUGUCGCUAAUCAAGCCCUAAGCCAUGCCGUGAAAGUGCUUGUUAGUGAUUGCUGUAAGCAAGGCGCUUGUGUGUGUCACUUGAGUACAGGGACCACUGGGAUUCUGUGCUCAGUAGGAGAUUGCUGCCUACAUCUUACCUGCAGCAGUAAGAUUUAUACUGCCUGAAGAUUUAGGUCCCUGAAACUGGGUUUAAAGCCACUGAAGUCUUCUUUCAGCCCAUUUUCCUGCCCUGCCUUCUGGAAUGUAUUCCAUCGUGUAUUAGAUUUCCAUCAUGUAUUAGAUUUUUACCUGAUGACUGACUUUUCAAAAGAAAAUUAUUUCCUUAUUGUGCCUCCCCCAUACAAUAAAGUGAAAUCACAGUGUGUUAGACAUACUGAAGAUUUAGACCAAUCCUUCCUAUACAUCAGCCUCACGUUAGCUUUAAGUAAGCUUACUCUAGUAAGCUAAUUUUACCUUAAUGUUGUUUUAGACCAACAUAAGUAAAGAUAGGUUUGGUUGCAGAGCUCUCAGAGUCUGCAUUUUGAUUUGUCAGAUGUUUUUUAAAGAGAACAGCUCAUCUGUGGACCUCUGUCUAUAUGCAGAAUGAACAGAUGAUGCCACAUGAACAAGAAACAUGCUUAUGUGCAUUAAACAUUCAAAUAAGAAAGUCAAACCUCAUCCCAUUCCCCUUUUGUAAGUGUACAACAAUUUCAAAUUUCUCAGAUCAGUCUUAUGUACAAACAACCCAGUUUUAAUCUUGUAGAUAACAUGUUCUAAUCUUCAAGAGCAGAAGCAGUGGUAUGAUUCUGGUCUGUGACAGCACCCGUGUCUGGACUCUAAAUACCUUUGAGUGCUCUUAAAAAAAUGAAGUUGCAGUGAAAUCUUCAAUAACUGAAUUCAGUGGCAAAUUCCUCAGCCACCUCAGGAGUCUCGGUUUCCCCUUUUCUGCAUGAUGGGAACGAGCAACAUGCUGUUACGUGUAACUGUGUCAUGAUUCCGAGUAGUUGCAUUUUUUUCCAUAAUUUAAAACCACUCUUUGACAGGAAUGGUAGUAACUGGAGAGGUUCUAUAGACUCUCAAUACUUUAAGACGUUAAUAAAAUAGUUUUCUAGGAUGAGAGACUGUUGUAAGCACUUGCAAUGAAGAAAAAAAAAAUCGUCUCCCUUAAGAAUUUAUGGAAGAAGGGAAAUAAAUUUCUGUAAGGUAAUAUAAACGUAUUCCUUGGUAUCAGACUUGAAUUCAGAGAGAAGUCUUGUGUUUUAUUCUAACACUUUUCAUCUGAAUAGAAACAAAGUGGGAAAUAAACUCUUAAAGUAAAAAAAAAUAGUUAUCAAAGUAUCUGAAUAUAUACAAUUCCAGUUUAUUUCAUUUAUUUAUUGUUUCAUCACUAAACUUUUUAAUCUAUAAAAGUAAUAUGUAAUAUACAAGAGUAAAAUGUACAGAAGUACCUUUAGAUGUAAUAAUUUAAACCAUCUGUAUUCAGAAAGGUGAGAUAAGUUUAAAGAUCUACAAACAACUGCAAUUCAACUUCAGCUGAAUUUCUAAAUAUCUAGGAAAAGAAGUGGCUUUGCUUAAUUAAACUUUAUUUUAAUGAUUGUGAAAAUAUCUUUUUUAGUUUGUUUUUAUUACUUUUUUAAUUAAAAUUAUUUUGUAAAUAUUGUUUUCUAUGUUUUAUACCUUAGAAAGGCCGCUAAUUUGCAUUGACAGCAGCAGAUACUUAACAGAUGAUUUAAAAGGUACUUAUAGGGCACUGGCAUGUGGUCAGUAGACAGAUACAUCCAUCCAGACUACUGCUCUUCUUAUUUCUGCAGUCUCACUGGCAUAAUAGAAAGAAUUUUCUGGGACAACUUAACCUGCUAAUUUUCACAGAACUGACUAUCAAGUGUCAUUCUGAAGUGCUUACCAUUUUCACAGCAUAUAAAGAAUAUGUAUUUUAAAGUUAGUGCUAGUUCUUACUAGGGUAAGAAACAACACAAAAUUCAGAAAUAAAAGGGAAUUCAAACGAUUAUCACCAAAUAUAGCAUAAAGACAAGGAAAGGUAUGGUAUCUCUGUGCUCAUAGGUAGCAGCGGAAGUGAUAAAAUAACAUACUGGAUGAGAUCAUAAGCAUUUUUUAGGCAAAAUUGUCACUGAGAUCUAUGGGAUUUUUACCUACAUUAAGUUCACUAUGAUCACAUCCAUCAUGUAUUAAGCAGGAAUUUCUGGUAGACUAGAUUUUGAGGAAAAAUACCUGGAUGUGUAAUAAUGAUUUCUGUACCAAUUUGCUAUGUCUAAAUCACUGGUCAUGAGUAACGUUUUGAACUAAGCCCUUGUAGAUGCUGCUGCGACUUCUAAGCUUUAUUAUCAAUGUAAAUUAUGUACAAACAGCUAUUCCCGUAUGAAAUGUACCAUGGUAGUUUAGAGCAAAGACAGUGAAUAACUGUACAAAAUUUGAUACUUAGAAACUAAAAUAGUGAUCUAAGCUUUACCAAUAUUUUAACACUACUGUCAGAUUCAUAGUAGAAAAUGUUGUAAAUGUACCUUAUAAGAAAAUACAUUUCCUUUUACCUCUGUAUAUUAAUAGCUUUGUUUUCUAUGUCAAAGCUCAAAAUGAAGCAUGUAAUAAAAAUUUUGUUAAAAUCACUUUCAUAAUAAACAUUAAAUGGGAA